AGGUUUCGGAGCGAUCACGUGUCUUUCCCGGCUCUCCUCCUCCCCCUCCUCCUCCCAGCUGCGGAGCAAGCCAAGCAGCUGGCUGGGAGGGCUUCCACCAGCGUCCAGCGACUGCCGCAGCGCAGCUGGGAAGAAAAGGGGAAGGGACAGGCCGCCAGCUCUGGAUCGAUCGCCGAGUUCAAGCACCACCUCAGAGGGGGCGAUGGAUACCCUUUCCUACUUGUGAGGCACGCGGCGCGCUGGCGCCUUUGGAAGUGCCGCGAAGCCAGCAUGUGGACUGGCCAGGCCCAUAUUGAGGAAGCCAGGCCACAGCUCCAAAAGCAACUAGUGGUGAGUCAGUGGAAGCCUCUUGCAACAACUAACAGAGGACAAGAGUUACAGCCUCCAGAGCCUUCUGUCAAGAGCCUGGCUGGUGGGGAUGAGAACCAGUCAGUGGCACAACUGAACGUCUCCCGCUUGCGCAGCUCCUCGGUAGAAAUCCGUGAGAAGGGCUCUGAGUUCCUGAAGGAGGAGCUCCAUAGAGCUCAGAAGGAAUUAAAGUUGAAAGAUGAAGAAUGUGAGAGACUUUCCAAAGUCAGGGAGCAGCUGGAACAGGAACUGGAAGAGCUGACAGCAAGCUUAUUUGAGGAAGCCCACAAGAUGGUCCGGGAGGCAAACACCAAGCAAGCAGCAUCAGAGAAGCAACUGAGGGAGGCCAAAGGGAAGAUUGACAUGUUGCAAGCAGAGGUGACAGCCUUGAAGACGCUAGUGAUAACGUCAACUCCUUCCUCGCCAAAUCGGGAGUUGCACCCACAGCUUCAGAGCCCUGCCAAAACAGCCUUCAGAAAGGGACAUGGACGCAACAAAAGCACCAGCAGCACCGGGGCAAUCACAGUUGCUGGCCAAAGCGCACCCCAGGAAUCAGUCAACAGCGAAUUCAAAGAGUCUGGGGUACCCACUCUCCUCUCCCUGCUGCUCUGUAUCGUCCCUGCGAAGGCGAUCCACAUCACCUAUGAGCCAGGCUGGCGGUUCCCGGCAGCAGACUCUCCUUUCUCCUCUCCUCUCUCGCGGCAGGUGGAUUCCAUCUUGUUUGCAGAAUUUCAGGCUUGGAAGGAGUCUCCAACAUUGGAUAAAUCGUGUCCUUUUCUCAAGAGGAUUUAUCAUGAAGAUGUAGGCCCUUGCCUGGACUUUACCAAGCAUGAACUUUCAGAGCUGAUUCAGGCAGCUGUGGAGCAGAACACCCUUACCAUUGAGCCAGCGGCUAUCCAGGCAUUGCCUGUAGUGAAGGUGUCAGCCAUUGAAUGCGGUGGACCAAAUGGGUUCCGGUCCCAAAUUAUAACGAAAUGCGCUCUGAGUGGCCUGUCCCGAGCCUGCAAGCAUCGCAUCAAACUGGGGGAUUCUGGGAAUUACUACUACAUUUCCCCUUCUUGCAGGGCCAGGAUUACAGCCGUAUGCAACUUCUUCACUUAUAUUCGGUACAUCCAGCAGGGACUGGUGAGACAAGAUGUGGAAUUGAUGUAUUGGGAAGUCACGAGGCUUCGGAAGGAAAUGUCCAUUGCUAAAUUGGGCUUCUAUCUCAGCGAGAUGUAAAUGGAAGAUGAUGAUCAGGAAGGAUUUUUGCCUUCAGUUAUUCUCUGGACACCCAGAAAAUCGAUGACAGAAUGUCUGCUCAUACUCAAGAUGGCGCAAUAUUAAUUGAAAAUGUAAGAAGCACAGGUUUUCCUUGUUGAGUGGCAGUCUCAGUUUCCUGAGAGCACCUACUCCGGGCAUUUUUACCGAGUGAAUAUGAGCUCUCUGGCACUAUGGAGUGAGGCCAUGUUGGGACUCCUGCCUUUUUUCUAUGCAUUUCUCCUCAGCCAGUAUAUAAUAGUCUACUUAAAAGCCACUAUAUAUACACACAUAUAUAAAUAUAUAAAAAAUAUUCCUGAGGCUUUGGCUGCACCUUGGGCUCAUUACCUGCUUGCCACUCUGAAAUCUAAAUGCUGUUGGUCAUUGCUGCAUAAUGGAUAGAUAGAUAAACUGCUGCUCCUGCUUUCCAAAGGCAUGCACCUAUUGAAAACAGCCUUCCUUGAGAGCUGCAAGGUGCAGAUUCCUCCAGUAUUUCUUAGGAGCUUGAAAGAGAUAACUGGGAAUGGUUUUGCUUUUGAUUCUGAUUGUAGCUCAGGGUUUUCCUUUGAGGGAUCCACGGACCCUUUGACAAACUCAGCAGGCUGAUAUUAAAGCCACUCCUGAUCAAAACCCCAGUCGUGAUGGAAGGAUGGGGAAAUGACCUAAUGGAUAGCCAUUCAUGACUAAUAGACUUCUUUUUUAUGCCAUGGACAUUCUAGAACAAGCUCUUUCCACCUGAAAUCAUUUCUCCCAAGGCUUCUCCAACUUUUUGCAUUCAACAUACUAGUCAUGAAUCCAUUGCCAUAAUCUUCCUUAGCCCACAUUUCUGCUGUACUCCUGGUUCUCAUUUAGAGGCUUGCAUCUGGAUAAGUAUUUUCUAAACUCAAGCUUCUCCCCCCCCCUCCCAUUUUAUUCACCUCCAAAGAUUGACCUCAGAGAUUGAAUUUUCUAGCAAGUUAUUAGAAGUUACACACAUUCUGCCAUUUUUAAAAAGUGGGGGCUAUUUGGAUUUAACUAGCGAGACUUCAGUUUUGAUGCUACAGCAUUGAUGAGGAUCUCUCUUUUUAUUGUAUAUUAGCGUAGAAUAAAAGCUGAUGAUGAAUUUUUAAAUCAAAGAUCUAGAUGAUCUGUUGGGUGUUAAUAAAAAUGCUUCUCACUUUCUCUGGUUAAAGAAAGGACUAGCUUUUCCUUUUGGAUAAUACUUCGAGACUUCUGAGAUGAGAACAACUGAUACAGGCUUUCUAGAAGACAUAAUUUCCCUUGGUAGCCAUUCCCUCCUACUUUUAGACCAAGUGGUUUAGUUGGUGGUUACUCAUUGUGAAAGGCAUCUGCUAUCUCAGCUUCCAUCCAUGAAUAGUGACAAUGAAAAUCAGGUUUUGUUGGUAAUCCAUGAAUUCACAAAGCCUCUACAACCAGAAUCUCCUGCUUGGGGAAUUAGCAGAUCAAUUCAGUUUGUGUUACUGAGAGAGUGUUCCAUUGGUUCCAUUGGGUAUGUAUUCCUGGUUGGCAGCAGAUUUUUACAUACAUUGUGGCUUCCUUUUGUCUCCUUAUGAUUGCACCCGCAUCAUGGAUCUGUGUGGACUUUACCAGAUUUUCAACUCUACCAUCACAAGAGGAGGAAGCCAGAACAUGACACAGUGGCUAGAUUUUAUCAACUGAUCAUUAGUGGGGUUGUUAGAAUUAUGUUCUGAAUACAGUUUGAAGCCACAUCUGACAGAGUUGCCUGUAAUCGCUGAAUUGGACCCUACCAUUUCUAUUCUUGGGGAAGCAAUGUUUUCUUCAGUUUGCCUUGAAAUUAAUAGCUUGACUUCACUAAUACGUUGUGUUUAUGAGCAACAGAGCAAGCAUUCUUUGGGGUGUUACUGGAAGUUAUUGACUUGGGAGUGUUUGAUAGUGUUGCAUAUCAAAACAUUAUUUUCUUGACCUACACUACUUUGUUGUUCACUAUCCCCUGGCUACUAUCCUAAUCAUUUAUAGUACCACUUGAGGGAUAAAGAUUGUAUACACUCAUACAGCUUAGAUAGAACCUCUUCUCUUGAAGGAUGUAUUUGGGAAAUAUGCUAUUGAAAUUAUGCAAUCAGGAGAACAAGUAAUAAUACACAUUUUUCCUGCUAUAAGAUUUCUGUGCAUCAUAGGACAGCUGCACCCAGAUGGACAAAUUAGCCAGGAUUUUAGAAUUGCUUUUUUUACAGCAAAGAUUGCUGCCUUUUUCAUCUCGCCUCUCAGAUACCUAAAAUGAUGACCUGAACUGUAUGAGUGUAUGAAGAACAAUCUUUUGGGCCAGAGAGGCAGUUAGUCAUAUAGGAUCUUGCAAAGACUUCAGAAUAAAAUUGGCAAAGGAUCUAUUUAUACUCAGUGGUGAGCAUGUAUCUGAUUGCUUCUCUGUUGAACAACCAGAAGUGAAAUUGUUUCUAGCAACAUUUGCUUUGAGAAUAUUGACUUCUGCAACUUCCCCUACAAAGUGGUACAAAAAUUGGCCUAUUAAGCAUGUGCCCCAGAGCAAUCUGGUGACUAUUCAGUCACCUUUUCCCAGCCUGGUGGCCUCCUGAUGUGUUAACUUAGAACUCUAGUCCAGCUCAUCUGGAAGACAGCACAAUGGUGGAGGGUACACUAAGGCACUGUGGUAAGGAAGCAAAUGAUUAAUGGUGGUGGAGGACAACUGAAGGGUUCCUUGUAGAGAUGGUGACUGCCUUAUGAGAAAGUCCAGUUUGUUUAUUGAAAGGGGAUUUAGCAUUGUUUUGAGUACAUAAUGAACUGUUGUGAAGAAAGGUAUCCUCUGAAAUUUCAUUUGCAAAAAGUAUUUAUCAUGCCAAAUUCACUGCAAAGACCUCCAGUUUUUUUCAUGCUGGCUAUAGGUUUUGUACUGUCAUUAUAUACUUAUCAAUAUCUGGUCCUAUAAGAGAUGAAGGAAAUGAUUAGAUCAAGAUGGCUUGACUAGCUGCCAGUUUUCCCAAAUUACAAGAAUUGGUUGCCUGAAAAGAAAAAAAACAAUAUAUAUUACAGGCAGCUUUGUAUCUUUUCUCCUGGUUGCAUUAUUAUCUCUUUGUUACUUCUGUGUUCCUAUUCUAAUAACAUAUGCUGAUUUCUAUUUAAUAAAUAGACUCCAGUGUUGACAUGAAGCUGGUUCUUAUUGCCAUUGGACUGAUUUCUUUUGAAGUCUUGCAUGUAUUCCAGUGACAAAAUAAACAAGGCAUUACAAGCAGUA
Messenger RNA from Crotalus tigris (Tiger rattlesnake), 4792 nucleotides. It is a transcript of the gene RAB3IL1, whose product is annotated as RAB3A interacting protein like 1. NCBI's taxonomy places the organism in Eukaryota, Metazoa, Chordata, Lepidosauria, Squamata, Viperidae. The coding region runs from base 271 to 1569 and encodes 432 amino acids. Gene Ontology annotation, biological process: exocytosis. Gene Ontology annotation, cellular component: Golgi to plasma membrane transport vesicle. The transcript has 12 exons. The record is from RefSeq and is a predicted model, not a curated record. Gene Ontology annotation, molecular function: guanyl-nucleotide exchange factor activity.